UUAAAAGGCAGGCCAAAGAGUAGCGGCAUCGACUCGACUAGACUGCGGAAAUUUAGAAGCAGCGAAGGGAAGAGAUCUUGCCAACCACCGGUGGAGGAAAACCAUCUCCCUUGAUUAAAAGGCAGCGGCCAAAGAGUUGUGGCAUCGACUUGACUUGACCAGACUGCGGGAAAUUUAGAAGCAGAGAAGGGAAGAGACCUCGCCAACACAAAAUUUCUUCGAAACGGUAUCUCUGGCUCUCUGAUGGGCAAUUCACUCUUCAAAUUGAAGGUCUCCAUUGAUUCCUCUACAUCUGAAGAGGCUUCAAAACAAAAGGGGCUUCGGUCCAAGCGUGGGCGGAUCAAAUCUUCGAUUAUGUCAAGUCUUUUCAGAUCGGUAUCCUCCAAGUCUCCUCCCUAUCUCCCUCCUCUUUUCCCCAAUUCCUCCAUCUACUCUUCCAUUGUCUCCCUCUCCAGAUCUUCCUCCCUCCCUGUCAAAACAAUUAGAUUUACCACACAAGAAGAGGAAGCUUUGUGCCCCGAAACAGAGCGUCUGAAUAUGCCUUUCGGUUCACCUGCAGUUGCCAUCUGUCCUUCAAGAUCGAGUGCUAUGCAUACCCAGGCAUCCUCUUCUUCUUCUCCUGCAUCUCCUUAUGACGUCUUUUUGAGCUUUAGAGGCGAAGACACUCGACUGAACUUCACUAGUCAACUAUACGAAGCUCUAGUAGAAAAAGGAAUUCAUACCUUCAUGGAUAGAUGGAAUAGAUGGAGAGAAGAUGAGAUUGGUCCAGGGCUUGUCAGAGCAAUUGAAGGUUGUAAAGUAUCAAUCCCUAUACUCUCUAAAGGUUAUGCCUCUAGCAAAAGGUGCCUUCAAGAACUUCUGCAAAUACUGGAGUGCCGUAGAACCAAUAACCAACUGGUUUGGCCUAUUUUCUUUGAAGUCGAACCUAUGGACGUCAAGCGUCAGACAGGGAGUUUCAAGGAACCUUUCGAGAAAUAUGAGCUGGAAUAUGACGCUGAUAUCGUGGAGAGAUGGAGGGAAGCUUUACGAGAGCUGUCAAGCAUCGAGGGGUUUCUUGUCAAUGAGAGGGUCAAAUUUGAAACUAUUACAUUAAUUGUGGAAAUGGCUUUAGUAGGUUGUCAUCUUGUUGGAAUCAACUUCCAUAUGGAUCGUAUGUUGCAUUUAUUACAUCUGGAUUCCAUGGAUGUAUGCUUUGUUGGGAUUUGCGGACCAUGUAGAAUUGGCAAGACGAGUGUUGCAGAAGCUGUCUACAAUCGAAUAUUUAAUAGAUUCAAAAGGUCUAGUUUCCUUGCAAAUGUUAAUGCACGAGCUGGAAUACCCAUGGGUUUAGUUAGUUUACAGAGUCAACUUAUUAGUGAUACACUGGAAGUGGAAAUAGAAAUAAGAAAUGUACAUAUUGGUUCAAUGAUUAUAAAGGAGAAACUUCGAGCAGAAAAAGUUCUAAUUGUUCUUGAUGAUUUGGGAGACUAUACGCAAAUAAAUGCAUUGGUUGGUGAUGCCAAUUGGUUUGGUCCUGGAAGUAGGAUCAUCAUAGUAACCACAGAUGAGCGUAUUCUACACAGGUGUAAUGUUGAUCAAAUCUACUGGCCUGAGGAUGAAGAAUACCAAUCUUUAGGACUCGUAUCAGAACUAUUUCAGCAUUCGAUUAAUGAAGUGGAGAGAACAUCACAGAAAAUUAAAGAGGCAUUUGAAGACAAAUUACAGAUUACCAACCUCCUUCAAUACAGGAAAAUGCAAAUUGAUACUGUUGAAAAUUCUUAUUUUUACAUUAGUUUGUUUAGUUGGAAACAGUUCAAAGAGUUGACGGUUCUUGACCUUAGUCACUGUUCAUCUUUGGUCAAGAUUCCAGAUAUCUCAUCGCUCCAAUGCUUGAAGAGAUUGAUUCUUGAAUAUUGCUGUGAAUUGGUUGAUGUACAUGAAUCCAUUGGGAUGAUUAAGGGUCUAAUUUACUUGAACCUUAGAUGUUGCUGUAAACUCAUGCAACUCCAAGGCAGUAUUUUUCAGCUUGGUGCUCUUGAAAAUCUUAUACUCUCCAAUUGUGAAUCAGUUAAAAAGUUGCCGGAGUCGAGCAGUCAUCUUAAGUCAUUGGUUGAACUUUCUCUGAAUUCAACAAAAAUCUCAGAAUUGCCUGAUGAUGUAGGACUGAUGGAGAAGCUUGUGACAUUAAAUGUCAAUGGGUGCACUAACCUUGUGAAGCUUCCAAGAUCAAUGGAAAAAAUGAGGCAAUUGCAACAUUUUAACAUGUCAAGAACUAGCAUUGUAGAAUUACCAGACGAUUUUCUAAUGCUUUCAAGCUUAAAGAUAUUAGAAAUGGCCAAGUGCACAAAACUCAAAGGCUUUCCUAGCAAUAAAAAAUAUAAUUCUGGUGUGUGUUGUCUUUCUCACCUUCAGGUGCUGGAUUUGGAACACUGCAAAAGGCUUGAAUCACUUCCAGAAUUUUCCUCGACCUUACUCCAACUUUAUGUUAUGGGUUGUGGAUCAUUGCAAGUUAUUGAUUUAUACAACUUGAACAAUUUGAAGGUAUUUUUCUUUGGUGGAUGUGAUAAAAUGGUGGAUAUACCAUAUGGUUUUGAGAAAUUAUCAUCACUAGACAAGCUAGUUCUUUGUCUCAUCAAUUCUGACAGCCUACUCGCCAAUGUUCUUUCCAGCCUCAGGCAUCUGGCUUUACUGGACUGUCGAAAUCUCAAGUCACUUCCAGAGCUUCCUUCAAGUUUAAUUGUACUUGAGCUUAUAGGCUGUAACGUAUUGGAAAAGUUACCCAAUUUGUCAAGCUUGAAAAAUUUGAGGGAAUUAAAUCUUACAGGAUGCAGAAAACUUGAGGAGAUUCAAGGCCUUGAGGAGUUGAAAUCCUUGAUAUUAUAUGAUGUGACAUUGUGCUACUGCCUCACAGAAAGUCCAAUGAAGGUUCAAGGCCAGGGAACACUCAAGGAUGAAUCUAAUGAAUAUGAAUUUGGUGGUGAUAUAAUCCAUACAAAUUUUGUUAUUGGUGAUGAUAAGACUGAUAAGCGGUUGGUUAUGUGCCUUGCUUUUUCAUCCUGUCACAGCACAAUUGAUUCAUGCUUUCAUGGAGUAUCUGAUGAUUGUAUCCUACAAUUUGGAGCUUCAAUCUCCAGGAGCGGAAGGCAAAUCCAUUGUAUGAAUGAUCUCGUAAUCAAUAUUAACUUGCCUGAUAAGGAUGAAAUGUUUAUCUACAUUCACUACUUCCAGGGGUGUGAUUGGUUUGGGUUUCCAUUGCUACACGGAGAUGUCAUUGACAAACUACAGAUAUCAAGUUUUACUGGCGAGUGGAGUAUGAAAUUCUUUCACCUCUCGGUUGAAAACAUGCUUCAAACUCCCAGCCAACAACCAAGUGUUGAGACUGUAAAGGAUUUCUUCAACUGGACAGAUGAGAUUGAUAGUUAGGCACCAAACUAUCGUCCUGUACCAGUGGAUGGAACAACAUUGAUAACUCUUUCAAGAAUGAGGCGAUACUGUAAGUAAAACCAAUUGCACUGAUUGUGUCACUGCUGAUAUAUUGAGUGGUAUUGGAAGAAGUCAGACUCAGACCCGAUGGGACAAGCUAAUGAUUAAAAGAGUCAUAUUGUGGAACGAUGCUGGAAAACAUGUAAAUAUGAUUAGAUACUGUAUGCAUGCUCAGCUAGUGUAGAUGAGGCGGAUAGAUCAGUCAUCUCCAAUAAUGAUCCAAUAAGAAUCAUUUGACUCAACCCAAGUGAUGAGGGAUAAAUGAGUAAAUUAAACUCAAAACAUAACAAUAGGGUAUUUGACCAUCAAAAACUCUAUUACCCUUCUUUCUCUUGGAACGGCCAAAGAUAGAGAAUGCUCUAUGUCACUGAAGCUUCAAGUUUCAUCCUCUCACGAUCUACCGUUGCCGAGGUGAGAGAUUUGUUUUUUAUUCCAGCGAGGUCGAGGUUUGAAGUUGCAGCGAGGUCGAACCAUUUGAGCUCUACCAUCGCCGAGGUUUCACCCUCUCUCUCUCUCUCUCUCUCAACUGAUCGGUCAGAAUUGAUUUUGCAGAGAAGUAGUUGGUUGCAGCUUCUGUGUCACGAAGGCAAGUCACUUUCUAGCUUUCGUUCUUUCUUUUUCUUGCGUUUUUUGUGGAUGCAAAUUUUGUGUCAAUUUAUGCCUUAUGUCUCUCUUUGCACUCGAGUCAUCUCAAAUGGAUCAUCUGUUCUGUAAUAUUCAGCCACUGAUGUGGUACUAUGCUAGGUUCUCUUGGUAUAUUUAAGAUUCAUUAUUUUCAGCUUAGUGGUCCAUGUUCAUCUUUGGUAAGUUUUAGAUUGCCCGAAAAUGUAAUAGAUUUGGUUUAGGACAGUAGCUCACUUCAUGCAUUUUUGUUACCUGGACUAGUAUACAUGUAACAGUAUGAUGGGAAUUUGCAAGAAAUUCUAAAACUGUCAGUCUAA
Molecule: messenger RNA, 4403 nt
Organism: Macadamia integrifolia
Lineage: Eukaryota; Viridiplantae; Streptophyta; Magnoliopsida; Proteales; Proteaceae
Product: disease resistance protein RPV1-like
Exons: 5
Coding region: 244-3402 (1052 amino acids)
Biological process (GO): defense response; signal transduction
Source: RefSeq, a predicted model, not a curated record